Messenger RNA from Drosophila rhopaloa, 868 nucleotides. Its product is annotated as splicing factor 3A subunit 2. Bases 25 to 789 code for a protein of 254 amino acids. NCBI's taxonomy places the organism in Eukaryota, Metazoa, Arthropoda, Insecta, Diptera, Drosophilidae. The transcript has a single exon. The record is from RefSeq and is a predicted model, not a curated record.
UCGCAUCCAGAGAUAGCUACCGAAAUGACCAAGUUUGUGGCUAAGAAAGCACUUCUCCUGUUCACCCUGCUAGUCCUGGGUACGGUCCAAGCCAAGCCACUGGAUCGGGAACAGGAUCUGAAUCAGGAUCAGCAUGUGCGAAAGGAGCGCCAGUUGAAGAUGGCCGGCUCAACGGAUGCGGAUGUCAAGAUGGUGGCCAAUGUGACUCCGGCUGCCGCUUCUCAACCCAUGGGAUUACCGAUGAACCAGAUGGCCCUGAACUCCGUGGGUGGCCAGUUGGUGAGGUAUCCCAACUAUCCUGGCCUGAUUUACUCCGGCAUUGCUCCGGCACCUGGAAUAAAUGGCAUUCCCGGCCUGCAGACGAACAUUGCCAACAACUAUCCCUCGUAUCCGGAUCCCAACCUGGCAGGAUCUGCUCCAGGCUUCAACCCCUUCGGCUCCUUCGGCUAUCCCGGCGUGCCACAGAUGUACGGCAACCCCCUGAUGUAUCCCAAUCCCCAGCUGCCCAAUGGAUUUGUGCCCAACCCAGCGGUGGAUAACUACCAAUCGCUAAACAGCAUUGUCAACAUGGCCAAUGCUCAAGGAUUGGGUGGCGGAAAUACUGGCUUGUAUCCAGCACCUCAGGGAUUCGGUGGUGUUAACUCGGGACUGUAUCCUGCCCCCCAGGGAUUCGGUGGAGCCAACUCUGGACUGUAUCCAGUUCCACAGGCCAAUAUGCAGGGUCUCUAUCCACCACCCGGUGGCUUCUUGGAGCGCAUGAACAUGCAGGCCUAUGCCCCCGGCUUUUAAAUGAGUACCACAACUCACUAUUUAAUAAGAUAAUUUAUUUUAUUUAUUUCGCAAAAUACAAGCACAUUUAAUCAGAAAA